Phalaenopsis equestris is the source of this 2603-nucleotide messenger RNA. RefSeq names its product probable inositol transporter 2. Lineage: Eukaryota; Viridiplantae; Streptophyta; Magnoliopsida; Asparagales; Orchidaceae. Gene Ontology annotation, cellular component: membrane. Bases 729 to 2468 code for a protein of 579 amino acids. The record is from RefSeq and is a predicted model, not a curated record. Gene Ontology annotation, biological process: transmembrane transport. Gene Ontology annotation, molecular function: myo-inositol:proton symporter activity. The transcript is spliced from 7 exons.
UUAUAUUUGAAUAUUUUUAUUCUUACUAGUGACAAAUUCACCAUAUUGUGUCCUUGGCUUGUUAGAAAGUGAUUGGACAAUCCUAUUGUUCGGUCAACCUAAUCAGUUUGCUCGGGCUAGGCUCAAGUUAGUUGAGCAACAACGUAUACUGUCGAUGUUGCUCUCAACGUGAAAAAAAUGCAAUGGAGUUUGACAAAAUAAAAUUGACUUUCUGAUUAAUAUUGAUAAUUUGGAGAAAUUAUAGAUACAAUUUUGGGCCACCAAAAAAUAGUGAUGAUAGUUGCUAUUUAUUAAUCAAAUUGUUCACCACUUCAAAUUUAAUCAUACACUGCAAAUAUCUUGUAACAUGGAAGCCUUUAGUGGUCGUAAUAGCUUCUAUAAGUUCAUAUAUAAUUAGACUGGUUGCAUGUAAAUGGAUGUGUUUAUUGUGAUCGGAAAGCACCAACAGAUCCAUAAAUAGAAUGGAUGUUGGGGGGCCAACUGAGUGGCUACCCAAUAAGGUGUUGCCCACCUCUUCAUUUCAUUUGCACGGUCUCCUGUUCAUUAAAGGAAGGACGAGGAGAAAGUUGUACCAGCUAGUUUGGUCCCGCGUUGGCUGGCUCUGUCGGUUCAAUCCAAGAAGAAAUUUGAAAUCAAAUGUUCAUGAUGUUCAUUAUGACUCUGGGUUGAGAUAUUGGUGCUCUCUGUCCUCUUAUAAAUAAAUCUAUUAGUGGUAUUAAGCAAGGAAGAUGGAAGGUGGUCCUCACCAGGCAGACUCUACUGAAUUUAAGGAGUGCCUUCGCUUGAGUUUUACGAGGCCAUACAUCUUGCAACUGGCACUGUCAGCUGGUAUUGGUGGUUUUCUUUUCGGCUAUGAUACCGGUGUCAUAUCUGGUGCACUUCUUUAUAUUCGCGAUGACUUUAAGCAAGUUGAGAGAAGCACUGUUCUCCAGGAAACUAUUGUCAGUAUGGCUGUUGCUGGUGCAAUCAUUGGCGCUGCAUUUGGUGGAUGGAUGAAUGACAAACUCGGAAGAAGGAUAUCAAUUCUUUUUGCUGAUAUUUUGUUCUUUGUUGGAGCUAUAAUAAUGGCAGUUGCUCCUAUUCCUGGAAUUAUAAUCCUUGGAAGAAUUUUUGUUGGCCUUGGAGUUGGUAUGGCUUCAAUGACGGCACCACUGUACAUUUCUGAAGCUUCUCCUCACAAAAUCAGAGGAGCUCUAGUUAGCUUAAAUGGUUUACUAAUCACAGGAGGGCAGUUCCUCGCUUAUCUUAUUAAUCUUGCUUUCACCAGGGUUCCUGGGACGUGGCGGUGGAUGCUUGGAAUUGCUGGACUUCCUGCUUUAAUCCAAUUUCUUCUCAUGUUGGUGCUUCCUGAAUCUCCUAGAUGGUUGUAUAGGAAGGAUAGGAAGAAAAGUGCUGAAACAAUUUUGAAGAGAAUCUACUCUGCAGAGGAGGUUCCAAGGGAGCUCGAACUUUUGCGCCAAUCUGUCGAAUCUGAAAUUGCUGAGGAAGGUGCCGUCGGUGAAUACAGUCUAUUUGGUAAAGUGAGAAAGGCAUGGACAACAAGAAUGGUUCGUAGGGGUCUUGUUGCUGGCAUUCUCUGUCAAGUGGCUCAACAAUUUUGUGGUAUCAAUACAGUAAUGUAUUAUGCUCCUACUAUUGUUCAAUUAGCAGGCUAUGCUUCAAAUUCAACUGCUUUGGCGCUCUCUCUUAUCACUUCUGGUCUUAAUGCUGUUGGUUCCAUUGUAAGCAUGUAUUUCGUCGAUCGAUCUGGUAGAAGAAGACUAAUGCUCUUCAGCUUAUGUGGAAUCAUCAUCUGGUUGGCUGUCUUGAGCGGUGUUUUCUAUGCUGCUUCUGUGAAAUCUCCUGAUGUUGGUUUAAUGGAGACUCAACAUUUUAGCAAUUUGACUUGCUCUGCUUAUAAUCCAGCUUCAGGCAAUCAAUGGAGCUGCACAGAUUGCUUGAAGGCUCAGUGCUCAUUCUGUUCUAAUGGACACAAUAAGCUUCUAGCUGGUGCUUGCUUGGCCAACCCUGAAGCGAAUGAACCCAUGAAACAAGCCUGCCAAAGUGAACACAGAAACUGGUACACUCAAGGUUGUCCGAGCAACUUUGGCUGGAUUGCGCUCAUCAGUCUUGCUGCUUACAUCAUUUCUUACUCUCCCGGCAUGGGAACAGCCCCCUGGAUUGUCAAUUCUGAGAUAUAUCCCUUAAGGUUCAGAGGUCUUUGUGGAGGAAUGGCUGCUGUUGCAAACUGGAUUUCGAACCUGAUCGUUACACAAACUUUCUUGAGUCUGACAAAGGCGAUUGGAACGGCCAACACAUUCGUGUUGUUUGCCUGUUAUUCAUUCGUCGCUCUAAUCCUCAUCUUCUUUCUGGUGCCAGAAACAAAAGGUUUGCCAUUUGAGGAGGUUGAGGUAAUGUUGAGUGAUGAUGACUAUAAAGCCUGGAAGUCAAGAGCAGUUCAUAAGCACGCGCACUUGCAAAAUCCGUAAGAGUAUUUCAUGAGUUACAUAUGUUUCUGUUAUUAUAAUCUGAAAUCUUAUAGUUAAUUAGCUAAGUUGUUAGUUAUUUAUUGCUCAUGACAAUAACAUGAAUAAUAAGCAAGAAAAGUCACAUAUGGUUUUCAU